AUGUCGGUAAAAGCACGUAAAAUAGCGGUGGUUGGAUCGCGGUCGGUUGGGAAAUCAUCAAUGACAGUUAGAUUUGUUGAAGAUCAUUUUGUAGAGAGUUAUUACCCAACGAUUGAAAAUCAAUUUAGUAAGAAUAUAAAAUUUAAAAAUCAAGAAUAUGCAAUAGAGAUAUUAGAUACAGCAGGACAAGAUGAAUAUUCAAUAAUGAAUGAAAAACAUUUAAUUGGAAUACAUGGUUAUUUAUUAGUAUAUUCAGUAACAUCAAGACAAUCAUUUGAAUUAAUAGAAUUUAUAAGAGAUAAAAUUUUAAAUUCGAUAGGAAAUGAAAAUAUACCAUUGAUUUUAAUUGGUAAUAAAAAUGAUUUAAAUUAUCAAAGACAAGUACAAUUUGAUGAAGGUCAAAAACUAGCAGAAAAAUUUAAUUGUAAAUUUUUAGAAACAUCAGUUAAAGAGAAUUAUAAUAUAAGUCAAUCAUUUGAGACGUUAAUUGAAGAAAUUGAAAAAAUUCAAAAUCCACCAAUGGCCAAAAAGGAAGAUAAAUGUGUAAUAGUAUGA
This is a messenger RNA of Lodderomyces jiufengensis, 555 nucleotides long. It is a transcript of the gene RHB1, whose product is annotated as putative GTPase. Gene Ontology annotation, molecular function: GTPase activity; GDP binding; GTP binding. NCBI's taxonomy places the organism in Eukaryota, Fungi, Ascomycota, Pichiomycetes, Serinales, Debaryomycetaceae. The record is from RefSeq and is a predicted model, not a curated record. The transcript has a single exon. Gene Ontology annotation, cellular component: plasma membrane. The coding region runs from base 1 to 555 and encodes 184 amino acids. Gene Ontology annotation, biological process: small GTPase-mediated signal transduction.